UACGAGAGGUGGUUGAGGGGAACGUGUGCAGCUUUUUUAGAGCUGCUCCGUGGGUGUGUGCGGUGCAUGUGCCACCAUUCGCAGCAGCAGCGCACUCACACGCGCCCGUGCUGGCUGGUACUGAUGCAUCAUGCAGUGCUGCCAGUGCUGUGGUUGGACGAACCACUGCAUGGCAUGAGGGCACCCCAACCACCCUGCUGCGCCUCAUGCUGUCUCUUUACCAUCCCACCACACAUCCCUGCCUCACAGGUGACGCAUCACUUCAUCUACUCCUUCCCCCCACGCCCCAGUGGAGCAGAGGACAUGGUGUGGCGGGCCGUGGCGCGGCGGGUGAGGAGGGAGUUCUCUCCGCGCUACCGCAACAGGCGGGGCCGCAUUCUGCUGGCGCAGCUGGCACAGGCAGGGCUCAACGCGUCUCAUCUCGAACAGCCCUUGCCCAACCGGCCCCCUGUGACCUUCGAUGUAACACUCGACGAUGAAACAAACUAA
Closterium sp. Naga37s-1 is the source of this 489-nucleotide messenger RNA. NCBI's taxonomy places the organism in Eukaryota, Viridiplantae, Streptophyta, Zygnematophyceae, Desmidiales, Closteriaceae. The record is from the annotation of a GenBank genome assembly.